Molecule: messenger RNA, 2675 nt
Organism: Danio rerio (zebrafish)
Lineage: Eukaryota; Metazoa; Chordata; Actinopteri; Cypriniformes; Danionidae
Source: RefSeq, a predicted model, not a curated record
AGGAUCUAAUGUAUUUAAUUGCCGACGGUCCUACAAUGUGACCUUUUGUAAAAUGGGGAUUUCCUCCAAAAUUGCUUUUGUAGUGUUGGCCCAAUUUAAACGCCAAGGGUCAUGAAAAUGUGCAGUGUAAUCUGAGUAAACAUCAGGGAGAGUGACUAACUAAAGAUGUUUACAUGUCAGACGGCGGGCUGUUUACUCACUUUCUAUUAGUCCAGCUCUAAAUCUAUUCCUACCAAUGGAUUGAGCAAUUGAUCUAUAUUUGAUUCCUACAGCCUCGCUGGCAUGUAAACAGUAUGACGUGUGACGAUGCGAUAUUGUGUUUACAUCUGAAUUCAACAUUAACAGAAGUCCUUGAUGUUUCAAUUUAAAAGAGUCCGGUGCGGGCUGAGUCCGAGUCCAUUGAGGCUAAGAUGACUGCCUGUCCCGUUUGGCCUUGGCUUUCACCUUACAAUGUGUGUGUGACCUUUGCCCUUUGACCCUUGGCUGACCUAACCGGAAGCCAUGAUGACAGCUGCCUUUUGCCAAUAGACCAGGGUGAUGGCAAUAGUGGUUAUAGCAGCAGGAGCCGAAGCGGAAGAGACAAAUAUGGCCCUCCGGUUCGCACAGAGUACCGGCUGAUCGUGGAGAACCUGUCCAGUCGCUGCAGCUGGCAGGACCUUAAGGAUUUCAUGCGUCAAGCUGGAGAGGUGACCUAUGCUGACGCGCACAAGGAACGGACCAAUGAGGGCGUGAUUGAGUUUCGCUCCCACUCUGAUAUGAGGAGAGCUUUGGACAAGCUGGACGGCACAGAUAUCAACGGCAGAAAAAUCCGUCUGGUAGAGGACAAACCUCGCCGACGCCGCUCGUACUCUGCGAGCAGAUCAAGGUCUCGUAGCAGACGCCGCUCUCGCAGCAGGAGCCGCAGGAGUUCACGAAGCCAAUCCCGCUCCAGAUCUCGCUCAAGGUCUCGCAGCAAGCACUCCCGAUCCAGAUCCGGUCGCAAAUACCGCUCCAGGUCCAGAUCUAGUAGAAAGUCUCACUCCAAAUCUCACUCCAAGAAGUCAAAGUCUCGUUCUCGCUCGCGUACAGAAAAGUCCCGCUCUCGCUCCAGGAGUCGCUCCAAAGCAAAGUCCGAGAGGGAUUCAAGAAGCCGCUCCAGGGAGAAAUCAACCAGCAGGAAAUCCCGAAGCAGAUCCGCUUCUCCAAGAGAGAAUGGAGACGGCGAGAGGGUGAAAUCCACCUCCCGAUCGCCGUCCCCAAAAGAAAACCGCCAUCAGUCAGAAUCGCCCCGCAAGCGUUCUGCAUCUCGCUCCCGGUCCAAAUCUCGUUCCCGUUCUAGAUCUGCUUCUCAAGACUGAUGCCAGCUUACAGAAGGAAUAUCGGUAACACUCAACACGAUAACGUUACAUUAGUGUUCGUUGAUGCAUUUACUAAUAUGAACAAAUAAAUAACAAUACAUUUAUUACAGGAUUUGUUCAUGUUAACUAAUGAAAAUACAGCUCAUGUUAACUCGCACUGCUUCAGCUAAUGUUAACAAGCAUGAAUGUGCAUUAGUAGAUGUUGAACUAUCAAUGAUUAAUGCUGUGCAAGUAUUGUUCAUGUUAGUAAAUGCAUUAAUGAAAACUUAUUAUAAAGUGUGAGUGAGUAUAUAAAGCACACACUGUAAAAAGAUCUGUUAAUGGAGCGUUUCUGUAUUUUGUGGUUUACAUAUGGUUUAUUUAUGGUUGUGAGUUGCAUUAUGGGAUGUUGAUCUCUGCUCUGUUGAGUUUUGAUGUCAAAUUCAACUCUACAUUUUAACAAAGUGACUUUUAGUGACAUUUUAGUGGCUAUAAUGUAUUAAAAAGAGAAUAUAUAGAGGAAUAAGUCUGUGAAAUAGCAGUAAAUGUACUGUCUGUUUAUUACAAGGUGUUUGUAGCAUAAUAUACAACACAGACAAUAUAGCACUGCAGACUAUUAAAAAUGACAAUUUUUUUUGCAACUUUAAGGUUCAAAGUUGUCAGAAAAAAUCUAAAUCUUCCAUAAUGCAACUCGAAAGCAUAAAUAAUUAAACCUGAAACACAAAAUAUGAAACACUGCGCAUUUAUAGACAUUAUUUACAGUGUAGUUCAGUGUUAAAUGAAUCAUUAGCAGCCUAUGAACAUUCAUUCAGUGCUUAAGAAGGCUGCAGCCCGGUGUAGUAUUGAUAAAUGUGCUAUUUUCAACAUCGCAUGAAAACUUAAACCGCAUACAGAGAGGUUUUUGUCCAAUGUGAGGCUCAUCGAAUCAGAAUUUUGAUAUUAGUUGUAACUCUUGUGCUGUUGGUUGUGUUUGAUUUGCUCCAGUUUGAGGUGACUUUAAAAGGCUCUUUUCUUUUUUUUAAGCUUUAGUUUGAAGAUUCAGAACUUAAUUCAGUAGAAUCAUACUAGAUUUGCAGCGUUUUGGUUGUUUUGUUUGUGGUGUAGUCAACAAGAUAUGACAGAAGGGAAGUUGACUGCUGCUUUUGUAUAGUAAUUCAUUCCUCUGUCUUGCUGAUUAUAAUUUUUCAACAUUGUUUAUGUAAGUGCUUUUGCUCCUCUUGAUUUUCUUGUUUUUGUGUACAGUUUAAUGCUUUAAUUAUUCACUCGCAGAGUCAUUUCUGUCAUGGAACUCAUUUCAAAUGGGUUUAUGAAACAUUUUUCACUGUGUUUUAGUUGAAUAAACAUUCAAUUGGUUUUUCA